CCAGUCAGUCUGUUCACUAUCACACACAAUAGCGGCCAUUUAUCUUGAUAUACUAAAAAAAUCUGCCAAAAUUGUGAAAGUUAAUUUUUUCCCUUGCUAAACUUUUCUCUCUUUUUUUUUGGCAGUGUGACUAACCAGCACAGAUUGAGGUUUAUGUUAAUUAUGCAUGUUUAGUGAGUUUAUCCUGAGAUGAACCGCCAUAUAUUUGCUUACCACCCCUUAACCCAUUCAGAACCAUAACAUCCUAAUAGGCCUAACCCACUUUAACACUCACUUUCAAUAGAGUAUAUGCUGUUGAAUACUCGCAGUAAUCGUUUGGAUCCAUAAGAACAUGUGUGCGAAAUAAAUGUAUAAAUGAUACCACAGCAUGUUUGAGACCAAGGGUAUCGGUAGGCUAAGGCUUUAGACUCGUUCAUAUGAUUACCGAUUGUAAAUAGACCUACGAGUGAGAAUCCUUGUUCGACCGUGGGAGAUAAAUAAGGAAAGCGACGUGCGAUUCUACCCCCAUUGUGCAGAUGUUGCCGAGGGAGACGGUGCUGCUGCAACAAGAGACAAGACGCGGCCAGGAUCACAAAUAGGACCAAUGCGCAUGCUCCGUCUGCACCGUUUACUGUAUGUUCACAGUGGAAAAAGGGCAGGCAACAAAACCAAGCUUUUUUUUUACGGCAAAGUGACAUCUACCAUGUAAAUAAGCUCCAGGGAGACAAAGGGGAAUAUCAACAGGAUUUUUUUUAGGUGUGAUGAGACAAAGGAACAAAGGAUGCCUUAGAAGAGAGGCAGAUAACAAGGCUGGAAUCUGCUUCAAAGCACACCAAAUGGAUCUAUCGCUUCCCCUUGCAUCCAGAUCAUGAUACUUAGCUGAAGCUUUAAUUAUCUUUAUGAUCCUUCCUCCAUCUAUGGCGAACUAUAGCCAUGCAGGGGACCAGAGCAUCUUGCAGAACGUCUCUCCGCUUGCCACAUUCCUUAAACUAACCUCCUUGGGAUUCAUCAUCGGUGUCGGGGUGGUCGGCAACCUCCUGAUCUCCAUCCUGCUGGUCAAAGACAAGAGCCUGCACCGCGCGCCCUACUACUUUCUGCUGGACCUGUGCGCCUCUGACAUCCUGCGCUCGGCCAUCUGCUUCCCCUUUGUGUUCACCUCUGUCAAGAAUGGCUCAGCCUGGACAUACGGCACGCUCACCUGCAAAGUGAUCGCCUUCCUGGGCGUGCUCUCCUGUUUCCACACGGCCUUCAUGCUGUUUUGCGUGAGUGUGACGCGCUACCUGGCCAUCGCGCACCACCGCUUCUACACCAAGCGACUGACCUUCUGGACGUGCCUGGCCGUGGUGUGCAUGGUGUGGACGCUGUCGGUGGCCAUGGCCUUCCCACCAGUGCUGGAUGUGGGCACCUACUCAUUCAUCCGCGAGGAGGACCAAUGCACGUUCCAGCACCGCUCCUUCCGCGCCAACGACUCGCUGGGUUUCAUGCUGCUGCUCGCCCUCAUCCUCUUGGCCACCCAGCUCGUCUACCUCAAGCUCAUCUUCUUUGUCCACGACCGGCGGAAGAUGAAACCCGUCCAGUUCGUACCCGCCGUCAGCCAGAACUGGACCUUCCAUGGCCCCGGCGCGAGCGGGCAGGCUGCCGCCAACUGGCUGGCCGGCUUCGGCAGAGGCCCCACACCCCCCACCCUGCUGGGCAUCCGGCAGAACAGCAACGCGGCAGGCCGCAGGCGACUGCUGGUGCUGGAUGAGUUCAAGACUGAAAAGAGGAUAAGCAGGAUGUUCUACAUCAUGACCUUCUUCUUCCUGAGUCUGUGGGGGCCUUAUCUGGUGGCCUGCUACUGGAGGGUGUUCGCCAGGGGUCCAGUGGUCCCUGCGGGCUACCUCACCGCGGCCGUUUGGAUGAGCUUUGCUCAGGCAGGAGUCAACCCCUUCAUCUGCAUUUUCUCCAACCGGGAGCUCAGGCGAUGCUUCAGCACCACGCUCCUCUACUGCAGAAAAUCCAGGUUACCUAGGGAACCCUACUGUGUUAUAUGAAGGUUUCAUUUUUUGGUCUUGGAUGAUUUUUUUGGGGACUACCCUGAUUGGUCAGGGAUAUGUCCUGUUGUAUAGCUCUCCCACCUUCCUCUUCUACACUAUAACCCCCCUCUCCCACCCAUUUUAUGCCUGCCCCCACCCUGUAGGCCUGAUGUGGAACUGUCAAUCAUACACACCUCUUGAUGUGAGUAAGCAUCAUACGUGAAGCUCGAAGGGAAUAAAAUAAUCAGGGAGUGGAGGACCCCUCCUGUGUUUAUGUUCUAGUAAACAACUGCCAUGGAAGGCCAUUUUAAAGCAGAUAAGCAAACAAAAAAGUUUCAAAAAAAAAGAAAGAAAAAAGAAAGAAAGAAAUGUGAUGUUAACAGUAGGCUAACCUUUGGAGAUGUCGAAGACUGAAGGUGCACAUGGCAGAAAACAAAAAAUAAUUCCCUCUAGGAAUCAUGGGAAUGGUUUUGCGUUUAAAGUUGCACUAAGUUAUAAAAGAAGUAAAAAGAUGCUUUUUUCCUGCGUUGCAUUGCAAGGAUGUCUAGUUUUUCCCCCAAACUGAAAUAUGAAUGCUUUUAUUUUCAACAGACUUCCUAUUCACUGUAAGUAUACAAAACAUGUGGUUUGACAAACUGUUGGAAUACAUCUUCACAAGAGGAAAAAAUUGGUUUAAAUGUAAGUGAUUUUUUUCCUUUCAAUUUUAUGGGUAUGGGUGGGGAGGGGGUGGUAUUUUAAUGGUUACUGAUGUGUGGUUUUCCAAUUGCAACUUAAUUAUUUCUUGUAGUUUUUAUGAUCCAUGCAGUAUGUCUGUGUCUGGCAGUGCUAUUUUCUUAUCUCAGUUUCUGACAGUCUAAAAACAAUGUUUGGAUUUUAAAAGUUGCUCUUGAGAACCUAAAAUGUGUGCUAAAAUGACAGUGGAGAACCAGUUAAGUGUUUCAUAUUCAUGUACCUAAACACUGACAUAUUGUUACAGUAUUGCUGAUACCACUUCAUAUGUUUUUGCCUUAAUGUUUUUGUUUUAGUUUCUUUCCUCUUUUCUGUUGUUUUUUUCUUGUGGUCUGAUUUUUAAAAGGUACUCUUCUAAAAUGUCUCAAGGCAUAUAGAGAGUGCUUCACGUUAAUGUGAAGUGCAUGUUCAUCUUUGAAACACAUUCACUUUCAUGUACAUCACCACUGGCCACGCACCAAAAUGCCCCAUUUAUUCCACAGCAACGGUUUGCUCCACACCUAUAUCCCACAGAGUGCGGAGAGUGCAGGGAGCAGAUUGCAUGUGUGUGUUUGUGUGUGUUUGUGCGUGUGUGUGUGUGUGUAUGUGUGUGUGUAUGUCUGUGUGUGUAAGCUGAACAGCUGUCAUGUCAAGACCAGAGCCUUAGUAUAAAAUCUUGCACAAUUUGUAAAAAAUGUAACAGAAAAAAAAACAAACAAACAAAAAAAAAAAAUGUAUUUAAGGCACAGCGUCUUGUUUAUACUUUCCAGACAUUUGCUCUCUACUGAUUGUUUUGAUUACUUACUUUUUCUCCUGUGGCCAUUUUAAUAUUUAUUAUGUAUUUUUUUGUAUAUUAUAGGUAGAUAGUCUGUAAGUUUGUGAGUCUUUCAUUUUGAAGUCCCGGAUGUGAGUACUGUUUAAGUUAGGACUGCAUUUGCUGAAGGUUAACUGUGUAAUCUGUUGCUUACAUUUUUGAAAAUAAAAUUUUACA
Messenger RNA from Electrophorus electricus (electric eel), 3693 nucleotides. It is a transcript of the gene gpr85, whose product is annotated as G protein-coupled receptor 85. NCBI's taxonomy places the organism in Eukaryota, Metazoa, Chordata, Actinopteri, Gymnotiformes, Gymnotidae. Gene Ontology annotation, molecular function: G protein-coupled receptor activity. Gene Ontology annotation, biological process: G protein-coupled receptor signaling pathway. The record is from RefSeq and is a predicted model, not a curated record. Gene Ontology annotation, cellular component: plasma membrane.